AUGUCCUUGUCAGGCAAAGUCGCCAUCGUCACCGGCGGCGCGCGAGGCAUCGGCGCCGCCAUCGCGUUGAAGCUCGCUCGGGAAGGGGCCAGGGUCGCCUUCACUUUUGUAAACACUUCAUCAAUAGCCAAGGCCCAUGAGGUCAUAUCCGAGAUCGAGGCCUGCGGGUCCUCGGCGACCGCCAUCCAAGCCGACGUCUCCAAGCAUCAGAAGAAGGUCAUCGAGCGGACCAUGAUGGCGUUUGGAGUCACCAAGAUCGAUAUCCUCGUCAACAACGCCGCCGCGACGCUCAGCGCGACGCUCGACGACACUACCACCGAGGACUACGACCGCAUCUUCGACACCAACACACGCGCCGUGUUCUUCAUGAUGCAGGCCGUCAAGCCGCAUAUUGCGCCGGGCGGUCGCAUCAUCAACAUCUCAUCCGUCGCCGCGCGCGCCGAUUCGCCGGGCAGCAUGGCCUACGCUGGGAGCAAGGCGGCCGUCGAGGCGUUCACGCGCGUCGCGGCGCGAGAGAUGGGGCAGGCGCAUGGCGUGACUGUGAAUUGUAUUAGUCCGGGGACGGUCAAGACGGAGAUGUUUGACUCGCUGCCCGACGACCAGCGCAGCGCCGACUUGGAGAGGGCUUCGCUUACGCCUGCCGAGGCGAGGUUGGGUGCUGUGGAGGACAUUGCCGACGUUGUUGCGUUUGUGGCGAGCGAUGAGUCCAGGUGGAUUACGGGGACGGUGAUUCCCGUCAACGGAGGCCGUCUGAUGAAUUGA
Colletotrichum godetiae is the source of this 762-nucleotide messenger RNA. Its product is annotated as short-chain dehydrogenase. The transcript has 2 exons. Lineage: Eukaryota; Fungi; Ascomycota; Sordariomycetes; Glomerellales; Glomerellaceae. Bases 1 to 762 code for a protein of 253 amino acids. The record is from RefSeq and is a predicted model, not a curated record. Gene Ontology annotation, molecular function: oxidoreductase activity.